This is a messenger RNA of Penicillium bovifimosum, 1254 nucleotides long. Its product is annotated as cyclic nucleotide-binding domain-containing protein. Gene Ontology annotation, cellular component: cAMP-dependent protein kinase complex; nucleus. Gene Ontology annotation, molecular function: cAMP-dependent protein kinase regulator activity. Lineage: Eukaryota; Fungi; Ascomycota; Eurotiomycetes; Eurotiales; Aspergillaceae. The record is from RefSeq and is a predicted model, not a curated record. The transcript has a single exon. The coding region runs from base 1 to 1254 and encodes 417 amino acids. Gene Ontology annotation, biological process: regulation of protein phosphorylation.
AUGGCACAGAAUUCUACUUCUCCCCCCGUGACUCCUCCCCGUGAGACCAAAGCCAGCAAUAAAGCGUCUGGCAUCCCAAAAAUUUCCGAGGACGAGGAGUUCGAGGUGACGUCACCGAUGGACAUGACUUUCCGACAGACCAAUUCGGGCGCUAUGCCACCGGGCAGCGCCUUGUUUGGAGGCAGUGGAUUCGCCGAGGGAGCAUCACGAGCAUCACAAGACGGAAGAUUGUUUAGUCGGAGUCCCUUCCAAGGGCCUUCUGGGGGGGAGGACGACGAGGAAGGAGAGAUGGCCCCUCUCCCGGAGCUAUCCGCACAGCAAGGCUUCCCCAGCAAUUAUGCGCUAGGCCGUCGAACCUCCGUCUCAGCGGAAUCGUUAAAUCCUUCCGAGGCCGGGUCAGAGGGCUGGUCGCCCCCUCACCACCCCAAGACCGACGAGCAGGUCUCCCGGCUCAAGAGCGCAGUCAGCAGCAAUUUCCUCUUCUCCCAUCUCGAUGACGAUCAAUUCUUGACCGUGCUCAACGCUCUUGUUGAGAAGCCCAUCCCGGCGAAGGAUAUCAAGGUCAUCUCCCAAGGUGAUGCGGGUGAUUACUUCUAUAUCGUGGAGAAAGGGAACUUCGAUAUCUAUAUCCACCCCUCUGGUGCGGUGCAGCCUGGUCCCGAUGGAUUGGGCAACAAGGUUGCCUCCACUGGACCUGGAGGCUCCUUCGGUGAGCUCGCUCUGAUGUAUAAUGCCCCGCGUGCCGCGACAGUCAUCUCCACCGAGGCUAAAAGCACUCUGUGGGCCCUCGACCGCAUCACCUUCCGACGCAUCCUGAUGGACUCGGCAUUCCAGCGCCGUCGCAUGUACGAGGCUUUCCUGGAGGAAGUCCCGCUCCUGUCUUCUUUGAAACCGUAUGAGCGCUCGAAGAUCGCCGAUGCCCUGGACACCAUCAAGUACCCGGCCAAUUCCACCAUCAUCCACGAAGGCGACCCUGGAGACGCUUUCUAUCUGUUGGAAUCGGGCGAAGCUGAAGCCACCAAAAAUGGUGUCUCGGGGGCUGUCAAGAACUACCACCGCGGUGACUACUUUGGCGAGCUUGCUCUGUUGGACGACAAGCCGCGCCAGGCUAGUAUCACCACCAAGACCGAGGUGAAGGUCGCGCGGUUGGGCCGUGACGGAUUCAAGCGGCUUCUCGGACCGGUGGAGGGCAUGAUGAGACGGGCCGAGUAUGAACUGGAUGCGCAGAGAUCCCCUGUCUCCAAACCGGUGUGA